AUGGAUCUCCGUCCCACUCAUCAGUUUGACCCUUGGAGUGCCGAUGCCGAACGUUUUGGGGGUUCCGGUAUCAACUUUGACGACAUCGACUUCAAUGACCCCGCGAGCAUCUUCAAGGCCCUAGGCGGGGGUGGCCCAGGUGGCCUUCCUAUCCCCAAAGCCGAGUCCCCGGAUUCUGUGCGUCGCACCGCCAAAAACAGACGUGACAGCAUAUUUGCUUCCUACGCCAAGUUGCACGAUAUCCUUGAACGACAUGAAGACACCAUCCAAAAGCGCUGGGCCAAGAAGAAGAAGGCACAGCGUCUCCAGAUCCUGCUCAAGGCAUGGCCCAACAUGGCCCCCAACCAUCGUCCCGACUUCGAGGCCUUCCUCAAAGAGUCUGAGCAACAGCGCAUGAUGGGCACCAAGUACAGGGACUGGUUCAUAUGGCCGUACAUCAACCAGGAGGAUCUUUCCCGCCCUCGCUUACUGCCACUCCUGCUGAACUCACGGGGACGCCAUCAUCCUUGCACCUUUGCCGGCAUCGAUGCCACCAACACAAAGUUCGCCUUCGUCACCAAGGCCGUGGUCCCCAUAUUCUUGAACGAGUACACCAUGAUUCUCAACGGCGUCGAUGAGAAGCACCCUGAUGAUUAUGGCAAGCUUUUGUCUUGGGACGAGCACCCCAGCAACUUCGAGUUGGCCAUGAGUCAAAGGCAGUUCCUGCCCGGUGAGGGACUGCUCGUGUUGGACGUUCAGGAUCGCCUCCUUUCCUUCUUGGUCAAAUGCUGCACAGAGAUCCUUCACGAGAUCCCCGAAGACCAGCUUUUAGGCAGUAAAUAUCCAGUUCGGCCCGAGCCACACAUGAAAGAAGAGAGUGAGACCACCGGGUUCGACUCGCUUGCCGUCUUGGCUGCCGAAGCCCCUUAUCGAGUGCCCGCCAAACUUGAAUUUGGCCGCAUCGAGUCACUUCUGGCCCUCGAGUUGCAGGAACAUCGCCUGGAGACCCUUAAAGACCGCUGGGGCAAAUCCUAUCCCGUCAACGACGAGAUUCUGUGGUCACGUAUCUUGUCCAGUCUUGUCACCACGGCGUACAUAGAGGUUGAGGUAUACAACGAGCUUCAUCGGCAAGCAAAAGAGUUGCAAGGUCUCCAGGAAAAAUAUGCAAAGGUCAUAUCAGUCAAGGAUGAUCUGCCCAAGGAGUACCUGAAGGCAUUGCUCAAAUUUCGUUUCUACCUUUACCAGGCCACCAAGGGUGUCCUUGGCGAACUGAAACACACAGCCAUGUCAUCGCCUCCCAUGAGAUAUCUCUCAUCCAGAACCCAGGGGUCAUCAAGGGAUCUGAACAAGGUCGCAGUCGCCUUCAACCCUAAUCAUAAGAUGACACCUGUAGAGAAGCGGCUGGUCUGGCUCUUACGGACGCUGUGGGAGGACGGCAUGGAUCUGUUCCUAGCUUCGCAGCCCAUUGUUGUGGACGAGUUGGAGCGGUUGCUGGAAACAGAAACGGAAGCUAGCCGGAUGAUUUCGUCUUACGUUGCUGGCUUAAUCGGACAGCUGUCUAUCAUCACCCAGUGCAUGAGACAGCUUGACUGCUACCAACCAUGGGCCCGCAGCUUUGAGACUCUGAAUAUCGACUAUGAGGAUGGUAUCAAGGCUGCGUUUGCUGAAAAUAGCAAGCCUUGGGCAGCUAUUCUCCAGGCUGCUAGUGAGAAGCAGGGUAGGUUUUACUCGCUUGUCCAGCUGGGUAAGCCUGCAUCCAAGAGAUUUUUCUACCCUGUUGACAAGCGCCGCACCAAGGAGAAUGUGCAGGCUCUGAGGAGUGCAGAAGACAACCUCGACGAAUUUUGGAAGGCUGUCGACCAAAUCAUGUACAAGGACGCCAACAACCUUGAAAACACGUUCGUCAGAAAACUCCUCACUCAGUCGCGUAGCCUUCAACGCACACCAGAGUGGGCUGAGCCUUCCACGCCAGCUACAAAUGAGAAAGGAGCGAAAGCAGCCGUCGCGAAUGUGGAUGACCUGAUCAUCCCUCUCUCUUCAUUCUUCUUUGGCCUCACAGCUCCCAAACCCGAGCCUGUCCCUUCUCAAAAAAUCAAGGUUAAGACCCGUGGAACAACGAUCGCCCCGGCGGACCCCACCACUACAGGGAAAACCCCCGCCCCCGACACAAGCGAUGAUAAACAGCCUACUUUUGCCGUCGAUGCUAGAUCCAUCAAGGUUUUCCGUACGCUGUUUUACAAUCCCAACAUUACCUCCAGCCCUGGCGAGGUCCCUUGGAACGACUUCCUGCAUGCCAUGACCACUACCGGAUUCAUGGCUGAGAAGCUGUAUGGAUCCGUCUGGCAGUUCCGUCCGACCAACUUGGAUGUGGAGAGGGCCAUUCAGUUCCACGAGCCGCAUCCUAAGGGGAAGCUCACCUUCACGAUGGCGAGGCGUAUUGGCAGAAGGUUGAACAGAGCCUACGGAUGGAUGGGGUCGAUGUUUGUUCCGGAGAAGUGA
Sordaria macrospora k-hell is the source of this 2478-nucleotide messenger RNA. RefSeq lists its product as uncharacterized. The record is from RefSeq and is a predicted model, not a curated record. NCBI's taxonomy places the organism in Eukaryota, Fungi, Ascomycota, Sordariomycetes, Sordariales, Sordariaceae.